AUGGCUUCCGGCUAUGGUCUGAACGGCGGCCCCGGCCGAUGCUAUCCCUUCUGGCAAGAGGUUCUCGGUUGCUACGUUGUGAACUCCGGCGAAGGUGAAGCCGGCAAGAAGAAGUGCACCCCAGCUCUGGAUGACUACUAUGAGUGCCUUCACCACCGAAAGGAGGCCCUCCGCACCAUGAAGAUGCAGUUUGCCUACCGUAAGGCCGAGGCUGCACACCCCCGCGAGAACGCCCCCAAGGCUGAGCAGAUCCGCAGUUUGGGACUACUCGGAAAAGAAGAAGAGGCUACUGCUUUCCUCUCGCAAAACUGA
Molecule: messenger RNA, 312 nt
Organism: Penicillium taxi
Lineage: Eukaryota; Fungi; Ascomycota; Eurotiomycetes; Eurotiales; Aspergillaceae
Exons: 3
Coding region: 1-312 (103 amino acids)
Biological process (GO): mitochondrial respiratory chain complex I assembly
Source: RefSeq, a predicted model, not a curated record